Molecule: messenger RNA, 1604 nt
Organism: Felis catus (domestic cat)
Lineage: Eukaryota; Metazoa; Chordata; Mammalia; Carnivora; Felidae
Gene: COA7
Product: cytochrome c oxidase assembly factor 7
Exons: 3
Coding region: 82-777 (231 amino acids)
Cellular component (GO): mitochondrial intermembrane space
Molecular function (GO): protein binding
Source: RefSeq, a predicted model, not a curated record
GGCUCACGUGACCGCGGGGCGGGUGUGCAGAACCACCAGGGGAGGAGCGGCCGGCUAAAGUCGGCUGAGCGAGCAGGGGCCAUGGCGGGCGUGGUGGACUUCCAGGACGAGGAGCAGGUGAAGUCCUUUCUGGAAAACAUGGAGGUGGAGUGCAACUACCAGUGCUACCGCGAGAAGGACCCGAACGGAUGCUAUCGGUUGGUGGACUAUUUGGAAGGGAUCCAGAAGAAUUUUGAGGAGGCUGCCAAGGUAUUGAAGUUCAACUGUGAAGAGAACAAACACAGUGAUAGCUGCUAUAAACUGGGGGCUUAUUAUGUGACCGGAAAAGGUGGACUGACCCAGGACCUGAAAGCUGCCUCCAGCUGCUUUCUGAUGGCGUGUGAGAAGCCUGGAAGGAAGUCUGUGGAGGCAUGUCACAACGUUGGUCUCUUGGCACAUGAUGGACAGGUCAAUGAAGAUGGCCAGCCUGAUCUGGAGAAGGCCAGAGACUACUACACAAGGGCCUGUGAAGGCAGCUAUGCCUCCAGCUGCUUCAAUCUCAGUGCCAUGUUCCUGCAGGGAGCCCCUGGCUUUCCCAAGGACAUGGGCCUGGCAUGUAAAUACUCAAUGAAAGCCUGUGACUUGGGCCAUGUCUGGGCCUGUGCCAAUGCCAGCCGCAUGUACAGGCUGGGGGAUGGUGUAGAUAAAGAUGAGGCAAAGGCCGAGGUGCUAAAAAACCGGGCCCGGCAGCUGCACAAAGAACAGCAGAAAAAUGUCCAGCCUUUGACAUUUGGGUAGUGUGGCCCAUGCUUCUAAGUAACACACAGCUUGAGGCUGGCACCUCCUAUGUCUUACAUAGCCCUUGAAAGUCAACCUGCUGGAGCAGGAAGACUUGGGACUUAAUGUCAGUAGCUCUGGUUACAUAGACCCAUUACCCCAGAGUGUCACCUACUAGGUUGUAGCCUGAAAUGUUUAUUUCAGUCAGUAUUCUUUCAUCUGUUGUGUUCUGUGAAGACACACACAUUUUUGGGAUUUUAUGUCUCAGAGUCUGUGCUCUGUGAAAAAAGGCAAACUAGAGAGCAGUAGAGACUGGGCGGGGGGUGGAGAGGGGAGACAAAGAGCAGGAAGACUCAGCAGCCACAGUGCCUGAAGGAAUCAGACCUUAUUAUUAUCAUUAUUAUUAUUUUAGUUGGGAGGGCUUGAAAAUCAGAGUCUUGACUUACAUAAUAGAGGGCUUAAGGAGCUAAGAACAGUUAAAUAGUCACGACUUCCACCCUCUGACUUAUGUAAUCAUUGGUGUGGGCUUCCUUUUUGCCUUUAGAGUCAGAGCUUCAAUAAAUUCUUAGAGAUUGGGAGGGAUGUGCAGCAUAAAAGUUAAAGGUCAUUAUGCUUCAGGAUUGCCAAAGAGGAUGAAAUAUAAGCUGCGCUUUAGUGGAGGCAUCCACAGUUGAAAAUUAGCAUCCCCAGUCCACUCACCUGGCAUUGCUCAUCAUGCUGAAGGACAGAUUAUUCCCAAGGCAACUUCAUCUAGGGAUUUGUAAGCAAAGGUUUUGUGACACAUUUUGUCCCUCAAAACUGGAUCUUUUUAACUGUCUCUGUGAAUAAACUAUUGUGAUUGAUUAGUA